Molecule: messenger RNA, 234 nt
Organism: Pediculus humanus corporis (human body louse)
Lineage: Eukaryota; Metazoa; Arthropoda; Insecta; Psocodea; Pediculidae
Exons: 2
Coding region: 1-234 (77 amino acids)
Source: RefSeq, a predicted model, not a curated record
AUGUUAAAUAAUGAUUUUAUCGAAAAUGCUAAAAAAUAUAAAAAAGAAUUUUCCGAAUAUUCUAAAAAUAAUAUUAUGUAUAAAAAAAGGGAAAAUUUAAAACCAUGGGAAUUGGUCGAAAAAGUGUCCGACAUAAUUAUAUUUGAUAUAAUUAAAGAAAUAGCGUCGGAAUUUCAAAAUGAAAAUAUAUUGAAAAGAUUAUAUGUUAACGAACUUUUGGAAAUAACUAAUUAA